Molecule: messenger RNA, 240 nt
Organism: Dovyalis caffra
Lineage: Eukaryota; Viridiplantae; Streptophyta; Magnoliopsida; Malpighiales; Salicaceae
Source: the annotation of a GenBank genome assembly
AUGAAAGCGACAUGGUGUGGAUCCUAUGGAAGAGGCCACUCGCCGUAUAGUUUGCAUGACACGAGGCCUGAAGGGAAUGACGGAAAGUUAGGAAAGGGGCAAGGUGUCGGUGUGGGUCUGUGGGGUGUUAUGCCAGAAAAGUGUGCAAUACCUUGGAACCCUUUCAAGAUGAGACAGUUCAAAGCUACGGAUAUGAUAAAUUACAUACUUGUUGAUUUUCAGUUCUUAUCUGUUGAUUGA